GAGAAUUAGGAAGGGUUGGCAGCCGUGCUGGACUAUUUCUGUGGGUUGGGUCAAUUUUGGAAAAAUUUCAGGAGAAAAUGUCGAAAUCUGUGAGGAAAGUGGUGGAGGAAGCGCGGGAUAGUGGCAACCCAGAGCUGGACCUCCAGGACAAACAGAUAACCUCCCUGGAGGAGGUGUCUGGCCUGUUGUCCAUGGAGUACAUCACACGCCUGUCACUGCCGCACAACCGUCUGACGAGGGUGCCUCCUGCUAUUGCAAAUCUCAUCAAUUUAGAAAUUCUGAAUCUCUUCAACAACAUCAUUGAGGAGCUGCCGACCUCUAUUUCUUCACUCAAUAAACUCCGCAUCCUGAAUGUUGGGAUGAAUCGUUUGGAUGCUCUUCCUCGAGGCUUUGGUUCCUUCCCCGUCCUGGAGGUCCUGGACAUCACGUACAACAAUAUUGCAGAAGGAGAGGCACUUCCCGGCAACUUCUUCAUGCUGGAAUCUCUGAGAGCUCUUUACAUGGGGGACAAUGAUUUUGAAGUGUUAUCUCCAGAUAUCAAGAACAUGAGAAACUUGCAAAUUUUGAGUCUUCGGGAUAACGAUCUAAUUGCUCUGCCACGCGAAAUUGGGGAACUGACACGCUUACGAGAAUUACAUAUUCAAGGGAACAGAUUACAGGUUCUUCCUCCUGAGAUUGGGCAGUUGGACUUGUUGGGAAAUCGGUGUUGCUUUCGUUUAGAAAGUAACCCAUGGUUGCCUAUGAUAGCUGAUCAGCUUCUCCUGGGCCCAUCACAUGUUAUGGACUUGCUGCGGAAUGAAUCUUACAAGUUCCUCUACCAGAAGCACAUUGGUGCUGGGAGCCAACCACCUCCAAAGAACUUCGAAGCCAAGAAUAGAAAGAUUUCACGCAAACGUGAAACUGCUUAAUUUGAGCACAUUCAUGUUAAAUUUGUGCCUUCCACUGCCGUAUAUGUAGAAACUACGUUUUCUUUUGUACAAAUGCUUUAACCAAGAUUGUGCUUUAAUAGAUUUAAGAUGUAUGGUAUAUUAUAUACUGUACAGUACUUCUUUUAAUACUAUUGUUUUUAAUUACUGUACUACGUAUAUACAAUGAAAAAAGUUUCUGGGGUCAGUGCAUCUAAUUAUCACUUUGUACAUAUAUUGUAUAUGAAAACCAGUUGCAGAUCUCAUGAUGUAUAAGUAAUAAUAAUAAUAUAUUAAUAAAACCAUAAAGUAGAAAAGAGGUUGACAAGAACUUUUUAAAUCACUGGAUUUAUCAGUGCUAGAGUGAAAUGCUGAAAUGGUUAAAAAGUAUGCGAGUUUUUUCUCUCUUUUUGUAUGUCCUCUUUGGUUUAGCACUUCCCUUUGAAUGUAAUAACAAUUUCCAUGUGGCACAAAUGAAGGCUCCAGUGACUUGGGAAUCCAUAUUAUCUACUUUCUGGUGUGUUGUUCUAUACUUUAUAUGUACAUUGUGCCCAGUUGAGUGUAAUUUGAUCUGUAUUGACGUGGCUUAUAGCUAAUAUAUUGUCUUCAUGUGCAUUACUCUGUAACACAUGUUUUAACCUCACAUAAAGUGUAUGGUGUAACUAACUACAACAUCCACUGAAAGCUGACAUGCCUAUCAAGCCAAGCACUCAUGCUCAUGAAACAAGGAUUUUCUGAUAUAAAGGUUAGCAAGAGAGUUGGAUAGAGAGACCAUAGUAAUACCACCUAUACCCACUGAUGUUCUCAGUCUUAUUUGCCUUUUUGUGACUUUUUUUUUUCCUUUCAAGGUAACUUUUAUUCUCAAACCUUAGGUAUUGCUAUGGCUCUCCUCUAACCCCUGUUCUUGCAAACCUUUAUAGGGAGUACAGUAUUUAACAAAUAUUUGGUUUCACAAUAUAAUAAAAGUAAAUUUUGUAAAUGUAUUAUCAAGGAUUGUUCUAUUGACCUCAUUCAUCUAAGAUAGUCAUGUUACUGACUAUGCCUAGGUUUAGUGCUUCUUUUUGAUAGUAAUAAUACUGAAGAGAAGUUGCAGAGAUUGGUGGAUGAAUUUGGUAGGGUGUGCAAAAGAAGAAAAUUUAAAGUGAAUACAGGAAAGAGUAAGGUUAUGAGGAUAAAAAGAUUAGGUGAUGAAAGAUUGGAUAUCAGAUUGGAGGGAGAGAGUAUGGAGGAGGUGAAUGUAUUCAGAUAUUUGGGAGUGGACGUGUCAGCGGAUGGGUCUAUGAAAGAUGAGGUGAAUCAUAGAAUUGAUGAGGGGAAAAGGGUGAGUGGUGCACUUAGGAGUCUGUGGAGACAAAGAACUUUGUCCUUGGAGGCAAAGAGGGGAAUGUAUAAGAGUAUAGCUUUACCAACGCUCUUAUAUGGGUGUGAAGCAUGGGUGAUGAAUGUUGCAGCGAGGAGAAGGCUGGAGGCAGUGGAGAUGUCAUGUCUGAGAGCAAUGUGUGGUGUGAAUAUAAUGCAGAGAAUUCGUAGUUUGGAAGUUAGGAGGAGGUGCGGGAUUACCAAAACUGUUGUCCAGAGGGCUGAGGAAGGGUUGUUGAGGUGGUUCGGACAUGUGGAGAGAAUGGAGCGAAACAGAAUAACUUCAAAGAGUGUAUCAGUCUGUAGUGGAAGGAAGGCGGGGUAGGGGUCGGCCUAGGAAAGGUUGGAGGGAGGGGGUAAAGGAGGUUUUGUGUGCGAGGGGCUUGGACUUCCAGCAGGCAUGCGUGAGCGUGUUUGAUAGGAGUGAAUGGAGACAAAUGGUUUUUAAUACUUGACGUGCUGUUGGAGUGUGAGCAAAGUAACAUUUAUGAAGGGAUUCAGGGAAACCGGCAGGCCGGACUUGAGUCCUGGAGAUGGGAAGUACAGUGCCUGCACUCUGAAGGAGGGGUGUUAAUGUUGCAGUUUAAAAACUGUAGUGUAAAGCACCCUUCUGGCAAGACAGUGAUGGAGUGAAUGAUGGUGAAAGUUUUUCUUUUUCGCGCCACCCUGCCUUGGUGGGAAUCGGCCAGUGUGAUAAUAAUAAUAAUAAUGAUACUGACUAUGCCAGGUUCAGAUUUUGAAUUCUAUGGCUUGGUACAGUGUGGAUCUUGCAUGAGUGAGGUCACAGGUCAGUCAUCAGAACUCGUGCUCGCUUUAAUAAUUUGGUCCAAUGAAUAUUUUUACUAGUUUUUUACUGACCAGGGAAGUGGUGGUUGUCAGUGGUGACAAAUACCUCUGCUCUACCUAGUUUAGCAUAAAAAUUAAUCAGGGAUAUUUAUUCACCUUUUGAAACCUAACAACUAAUGUGUGCAAAUGCAAGGCCGAAACUUAGACUAAUUGGCCUUGUUCAAGAAUAAUGCACUUGAUUGUGGUGGGCCUCGGGUCCAGGUAGCAAUAUCCUGGCAGUUCGGGCUGUUGCCAGGUUAGUCUGGCUACAGGCUGGACUGCAGGAGUAGAACUGAAUCUGGUCACAAGUAUGUCACAGGUAUAUCAUGUGAUGUUUUGUAGACCUUGUCCAUGACUGGAAAACCUUGUGCCAAAUAUGAAUUUGUUAUUUUGUAUUGUUAUAGAUUAAGUUAUUAAUCUUAACAAAUUAAUUUUUGGAACUUUAUAGGAAAAUAUCUAGAUUUAAUUUUCUCUAUCUGUAAAAACAUUUCUUGCAAAUAAUGACACUGAAUGUGUGUUGUAAUCAGUCAUUGUGCUAACAUUACAAACUAAUUUUAGAUGAUUUGUUCUCAUAAUGUCAUUGUGAUGCCUUAUUGUGCUAACAUUUCAAAUUCAUCUUAUAUGAUUUAUUUGUAAUACUUUGGUGGUGCUGUGUAAUCCUUGAAGGUUUAGUGCUUUUUUGAUUAUAAUAAUGUUCUUUGAGAAAUUGACUUUACAGUAAGGCCAACCUCUUGUUAUUAUUACAAUCAAAUCUAAGUGCUAAACCCACAAGGGUUCAACCCUUUGUUUAGCAUUCUCUCUGGGGAUACUGUAAUAAUAUUUUAUCACUUGCAAAUUAACACAAAAAAGUUCUAAACUUAUAAUUUUUAAAAAAUAACUUGAAACUUGCCUCCGACAUUUCUAAGUUAUAAAUUUCAUUCGGCAAAUGAUACUCUCCAUGUAUUUUAGCACUUUUUUGUGAAUAUAAUACUGUAAUACACAAUCAGUGAGGGGAACACUUAAAGUUGAAUGGACUGACAUAAGUGUAAAGGUUUAAGAAGACACGUGAGCAAAUGCUAUGAUAUAUUUAUUAGAAACCAUUUUGGUCCUGGGAUUGUAUUCACUUCUAGAUUUGUACCAUAUUGCAUUUAGAGAAAAGGAGCUAAUAAAGGAAGAACAGUCCAAAUAUUUCCAGGGUAACACACUGGUUGCAGGUGUGUGUCUAUUGGUACAACAUUUCAUCACAAAUUGGCUUUAUCAAAUACAUAAGAUACAACAGAACAUCAAAUUUUAUAGUGCAUCCAGGCCGAGUAGUCAGGUGCAAAAUGGUAGAGGUCUUAGGAGUCCAGUGUUAAGGGAUGCAAGAUCCGAGAGGCAGGAAAGCACUCUAAUAGGCCUGCUGGCCCAUGCUAGGUUUCUGUUCAAGUAGUGUGAGCUAUGGGUGUAUAUGAUGUCUACAUGUCACUAUUUUGUUUGUUUAAUGGAAAAGGAUCAGUUUCAUAAAAUAGUAGGUGUGCUCUGUCCCACUCCAGGAGAUUCUGUACCCAUAUCUCACAUUGUACAAGAACAACUGUAUAGUCCUUGUGGCUUAGCGCUUCUUUUUGAUUAUAAUAAUAAUAAUGUACAAGAACAAAGAAAGACCUAGUAUGGGCCAGAAGGGAGUGCUUCCCUGCUGCUCAGACCUUGCCUGCUCAGCACCUGACUACUUGUCCUGGAUGUACUAUACACGAUAUAAUUUUUUGUUAUAUAUUAUGUAUUUUUAGGAAAAUGUACCACUCAAGAUGCUUCUGCAGUCAGUGUCUUACCAUUACAUAUAUUUAACCAUACAGAACGUAUCUGCAAGUAAAAGUUAACAUGUGUAUUAAUAAAAUCAUUGGUGUUUCUAUGUAUAAAACCUUAUAAUGAAUAAAUAUGCACUACAAUA
Messenger RNA from Cherax quadricarinatus, 4992 nucleotides. It is a transcript of the gene ics, whose product is annotated as ras suppressor protein 1. The record is from RefSeq and is a predicted model, not a curated record. NCBI's taxonomy places the organism in Eukaryota, Metazoa, Arthropoda, Malacostraca, Decapoda, Parastacidae. Gene Ontology annotation, molecular function: protein binding.